AUGGAUAAGAAAAUUAUAAAGUUUAAGGAAGAGAUCAAGAGGAUUGAUGAUAUAGUCAGCAAUAGAAUAUAUGAUGGAACACUGGAGGCUAGAAAAAAGGCAUUGGUUAAGUGCUGUGAGCGAUGGUAUGUGAGAAAAGAAGUACAUUGGAAGCAGAUGUCGCGGUCUCAGCACGUAAAUGAUAUGGACAGAAAUACAAGAUACUUCCACAAUAUAGUUUCAGCAAGAAGGCGGAACAAUAGGAUUGAUACUCUAGUUAUCAACGGCAGGCUGGUUCGGAAUCAAGCUAGAAUAAAGGUGGCUAUCAGAGAGUUUUAUAAGGAUUUAUAUCAUCAGGAAGACUCUCCUAUUAUGCGUUUCAGAGAUGGUCUGGUGGUUCAAAUAGGUGAGGAGGAUGCAAUGGCUCUAGAAGUGAUGCCGUCGGCCGAGGAGAUCAGAGAGGCUGUGUGGGACUGUGAGUCCUCCAAGGCGCUAGGGUAUGACGGAUACAACAUGAACUUCAUCAAGAGAUGUUGGGAUGAGAUUAGUUUUGAAUUCACGGCUGUAGUGAUGGGGUUUUUUCAGACGGCCAGGCUACCGGCGGAUGCCAAUAUCACUUGGGUGGCGCUGGCACCUAAAUUCAUAGGUGCGAAGGAGAUUAAAGACUUGCAACCUAUCAGUAUGGUAGAGGCUGCCAUAAUCAAGCUUGACUUCCAAAAAGCAUAUGACAGUGUCAAGUGGAGCUUUGUGAACAUUGUGCUGCAAAAUAUGGGAUUUGGGCAUAAAUGGAGAGCAUGGGUUAUGGAGUGUGUAGCUACUGCAUCUAUGUCGGUGCUGAUAAACGGCUCGCCGUCUAAGCCUUUCAACAUGGAAAGAGGUUUGAGACAAGGUGACCCACUAUCUCUGUUCUUGUUUGUACUGGUUGUGGAUGUACUGCACCGAAUGAUUGGAGAGGCAGUGAGUAAUGGUCGUAUAUCACCGUUGCUGAGAAGAUUCCUGUGGAAUUCAGAAGAGGGUAGGACUGGUAUGGCAUUAGUAAGGUGGGAAGUGGUGCAGGCGCUGAAGAAAUUAGGUUGGCUAGGAGUUGGGGAUGCUAUAGUUCGUAACACAGUGCUGUUGUUUAAGUGGUGGUAG
Arachis duranensis is the source of this 1113-nucleotide messenger RNA. RefSeq lists its product as uncharacterized. The coding region runs from base 1 to 1113 and encodes 370 amino acids. NCBI's taxonomy places the organism in Eukaryota, Viridiplantae, Streptophyta, Magnoliopsida, Fabales, Fabaceae. The record is from RefSeq and is a predicted model, not a curated record. The transcript is spliced from 3 exons.